Molecule: messenger RNA, 1214 nt
Organism: Lecanosticta acicola
Lineage: Eukaryota; Fungi; Ascomycota; Dothideomycetes; Mycosphaerellales; Mycosphaerellaceae
Source: the annotation of a GenBank genome assembly
AUGCUUUUGCUCCAUCGCACCGCCCUGCGACGGCGUUUCGUCGCGUCCAUACUCAUCAAGCAAUACCGAAUAGCGCCUCUUCACGCGUCCUCGUUCAAGCGCGAAGCCAGAGCACCCGACCCAAGACUUUCCAACGUCGACGAGAUCAUCGAAGACAAGUUCGCCGUGCUCAAAACAGACUAUCGAGCGCCUCGACAUCCCAUCAUCCUCGCUCACGGCCUGCUCGGAUUCGAUGAACUGCGACUCGGAGGGAAGAACUUACCGGGGAUUGAGUACUGGUAUGGCAUCACGCAGGCUCUGGCGGCGAAAGGGGUGGAAGUCAUCACUUCCACCGUGCCCCCCAGUGGGAGCAUCGAGAGGAGAGCGGCGAAGUUGGCGGAGGCUAUCGAGAGGCAGGCGAAGGGGAAAGCCGUGAAUAUCAUUGCGUAUGUUUUCAUGUGGAUGUCCAGCAUACCGUAUCUGACUUGGGUCGCAGGCACAGCAUGGUCAGUAACGCCAAACCCGGACGGUGGAAUUGAGUUGUACUAACGAAGAUCUUUCUAGGGGUAUGACCAGCCGUUUUCAAGGGUUGUUCUAGUUUUGGUCUCAAAAGCUAACAACGGAGCAGCGGUCUCGAUUCGAGAUACAUGAUCUCCCAGCUCAAACCGCCCAACGUGAAAGUCCUAUCGCUCACAACCGUGGCCACACCACACCAUGGUUCCGCUUUUGCCGACUAUCUGUUCAAACGAAUCGGAGUGACAAACAUCCCGAAAAUCUACAAGGUCUUGGAGGCCUUUGGUCUGGAAACUGGCGCUUUCGAGCAGCUCACGAGGGAGUACAUGGCCAAGUCUUUCAAUCCUCGAACUCUCGAUGUGGAAGGGAUAGAGUACUAUAGCUACGGCGCGCAGUUUGAACCGCACCUGCUCUCCGUCUUCCGCAAGUCGCACAAUAUCAUCGAGCCCGUCGAGGGGCCCAAUGACGGCAUGGUCAGUGUGGAGAGCAGCCGAUGGGGAACGUACAAAGGGACUCUCAACCACGUCAGUCAUCUAGACCUGAUCAAUUGGACGAAUCGGUUAAGAUGGUACUUUUGGGAAUUGACGGGGAGGAAGCGAAAGUGAGCGCCCUUUCUAUUAUUCUAGGCCAUCACGCUCUGCUCGUACUGACCCAUGUGUAGCUUCAACGCCAUAGCGUUCUAUCUCAGCAUUGCAGACAUGCUAGCCAAGGAAGGUCUUUGA